Molecule: messenger RNA, 2746 nt
Organism: Scleropages formosus (Asian bonytongue)
Lineage: Eukaryota; Metazoa; Chordata; Actinopteri; Osteoglossiformes; Osteoglossidae
Gene: cdr2b
Product: cerebellar degeneration-related protein 2b
Exons: 5
Coding region: 239-1555 (438 amino acids)
Source: RefSeq, a predicted model, not a curated record
GGGGGCGGAGCCGUAAGCGUACGUCACCAGAAGGGGAAGGUCUUCACGUCAACGUCACUUAGAGGCGGAGCCACAGGGUCGCCUGGGCUUCGUGAAACGGUCCGUCCGGGGAAAGAGAGCGGCGACAGGAGCAGCAAGCAGCGAGUGUGCGGAAACACGACCAAUAAAGCUUCUUUUAGAAACGGACACGUCGGUAUAGAAGAGGACAGGCGGUGAGAGUGAGAGUCUGCGGGAGAAGAUGCUCACCGACAUGAUCGUGGAGGAGGAAUUUGAGCUGAAGGAGGACGAGCCGUGGUACGACCACCAGGACCUGGAGCAUGACCUCCAUCUGGCUGCUGAGCUGGGAAAGACCCUGCUGGACCGGAACCGGGAGCUGGAGCAGGGCAUGCAGCAGAUGUACGCCACCAAUGAGGAGCAGCUGCAGGAGAUCGAGUACCUGUCCAAGCAGGUGGACCUCCUGCGUCAGAUGAACGAGCAGCACGCCAAGCUGUACGAGCAGCUGGACGUUACCGCCCGUGACCUGGAGAAGGGGAACCAGCGGCUGGUGCUGGACAACCGUGCCGCCCAGCAGAAGAUCCAGAGCCUGACGGAGACCAUCGAUGGACUGCAGGUGCAAGUGGAGGAGCUUCAGCGACAGGUGGGGGAGCUGAAAACGCCUCCGUCGGAGCGCCAGGGUACGGGCUCGGCCCAGCAGAGGUGCUCCCUGGGAGCUCGGAGCGUCUCCUGCCUCGAGGAACUAUACAGCACGCGCAGGCGCUCAUCUUAUGAGCAGCGCCACGCCGACUGUGCCCUGUCGGAGAAGGUGGUCAGGGAGCAGGAGGAGAACGCGGCCCUGAAGCGCUCCGUGCAGACGCUGCAGACGCAGCUCGGGACGGAACGGGCGCGGCGCGUCGAGGCGGAGCGGGAAGCCGAGCUGCUGGCCCAGGAGACCGGAGAGCUGGAGCAGCGGCUGGCCGAACUGGAGGGCUGCCGGGCGCGACAGAGGGAGCUGGAGGCGGAGGUGGAGGAGCUACGGCAGCUGUGGCGCUCCGAUACGGCUGGGAGCAGGGAGCUGGACCAGCCGAUUCUCGACGCGCUAUUCUUUGGCACGGAGGAGGGCGCGGGGCCCGCGGAUGAGCUCUGGGCGAAGGCGGCCUCCGAGCAGGGCCGACGAGUCCUGACACGCUGCGGCAGCGAGAGCCAGCUGAAAGCGGGCGGCAGCGAGGAGAUGCGGCGCGGCCACGAGCUCACUUGCGUCCGCCGGGCCGAGGUCAUCAAGCAGCGAGGAAUAUCUCUGCUCAACGAGGUGGAUGCCCAGUAUAGCGCCUUGCAGGUCAAGUACGACGAGCUGCUGCGUCGCUGCCAGCAGGGCCCAGGCAGGCAGAGCCACAAAGCGGUGCAGACGCCCGGAGCGAAGGCCCAGUGUGGCCCGGUGGCCUCCUGCCGGAGCCUGGCUUUCGACGACGAAGGCCAGCAGCCGGAGUACAAGGCGCUCUUUCGGGAGAUCUUCGACUGCAUCCAGAGGACCAAGGAGGACCUGAGUGAGAACAGAGCCAGCCUGAGUCAAGCUCAGUGAUGUUCCUUCAAAGCUCAAAAGUCCAUGAUAGUAUUUAAACUUUUUUUUUUUUCUUAACAGCCUAGCUGAUGGGGAGUGAACUCUUAAUAAAACCUAAAAAUGUUUGAGGACAGGUGAGCAACUAGCUCAUACUUGAGGGUCAAACCUCAAAGUGAUCUUCCAAAGAGCAGCUCCUUGCCUCCAGUGCCUGGAACACAGUACCUUCAGCGCACCUCGAUCGUCCUGCCACUCGUGUCAGACGAGAAGACGUCGAAGACGUCUAAUACCUCCCUGAGUAACCACUUUUUUUUUUUUUUUUUUUUUUUUUGUCAGUUCAUUGUCUGUCUGUCUAACUUAUUUAAAGGCUGUGUUUUUACAGUACACUUAAAUUAAUGGAUAAUGUCACUGCAGGGCUUUUGGCUUGACUGGGUGUCAAAACCUGUUCCAGGCGCUUUGCCUAAGCAGCUACUGAGUUUCGUGUGAGAGUGAAUAAGAGGAGCACCAUGUUAUGUAGCCAAGGAUUGAGAGUGUUCUCUCUCUCCCCCCCCCCUUCUUCUAUGUGUUGGUUGGGUCAACAUAAAAUUUUGAGUAGGCUAUGUAGUGUAUGCAGUCUGUAAUGUGUAGUAGCGAGGACCUUGAGACACGUAUGCACGUAGAGGCUUUGUACUAACAAGUGUAUUUAUAUAUACAGCCUGCGUUUCCAUUAGAAUGCAGUGAAACCCAGCCUGGAUGGAGGCUUCACAGCUCUGCUAAUCUAGUAUGACAUGUUCGUAAUGCACGGUAGGAAAACGAUGUCUGGUGAGCGAAGGCGUGUGACCUUAAAAAGGCAAAGUACUGUAGCAGCACCUUGUUUACUUUCCUCUCUGUUCUGCUGCCUGUUGAAGUGUGUGGGGAGUUGGUGGGUGCUGCGGACGUGUCCAGGGACUGAAGCGGCACUGCCCACCAGCGCCUGAUGGUGCUCUGUAUUCCCACCCCUCCUUUCUCAGACUGUAGAGUUGUAUGAUUAUGCAAGAUGUUCUCACUCACUGUAUUUGACACACAAUGUGACUAACUGUGAUUAACACUCCUGAGUGCAGCAGUGUUUAGUGUGACUGGAGUCACUGUUGGAACUUGGGUAGGGUAGGGAUGGUUUCAAAAUGUUUCUCUAAACAGGGUAAGAUUGCUUAAUAGUUCUGAAAGCACCAAGGAGCAGUUUAAAAAAAAAAAAAAAAA